Zootermopsis nevadensis is the source of this 7814-nucleotide messenger RNA. NCBI's taxonomy places the organism in Eukaryota, Metazoa, Arthropoda, Insecta, Blattodea, Termopsidae. The record is from RefSeq and is a predicted model, not a curated record.
AGUGGCUCUUAGUUAGCGAUGGCUUGCCUGUGGGUCCGGUGUCCGGAGCCCGCUUUAUUAUGGCGAACGGGAGCCUCGUCUUUCCACCUUUCCGUGGAGACCAUUUCAGACCGGAUGUCCACAGCGCCACGUACCGUUGUGCAGCCAGCAACUUGGCCGGCCGCGUGUUGUCCUUGGAUGUUCAGGUCAGAGCAGUCGUGGAACAGCACUAUGAAGCCAGGGUCUACGACUCCCGGGUUCUUCCCGGAAACACCGCGGUCUUCAGUUGUCAGGUCCCUAGUUUUGUAAGGGACUUACUCACGGUUACUUCGUGGCUACAAGAUCAUCAUUUCAACAUCUACCCGACCGCUGAAGGCGACUCGAAGCACGUGAUGCUCCCGACCGGACAACUCCACGUGGUGAAUGUCGAUGUAUCGGACGGAAGGAGCAGCUACCGAUGCCGGACGCUGCACAGACUCACUGGCAGGACACAAGAGAGCAGCACUGCUGGUCGCAUUGUAAUGGCUGAGUCGAAAGGACUCGUUGCGCCACAGCUGACGGACGGGAGUCCGCCUGUCGUGAGUGGGCGUCGUGGAGAGGACAUUGUUCUGCCCUGCGUGGCCCAGGGUCUCCCGCCGCCCAGAUUCUGGUGGACCCGCGAAACUCCGGGCGCCGGAGCGGAGUCCCUGCAAGCGAACCUCGGAGGCUCCUUGUUGCUUCGCAGCGUGCAGCCGACAGAUGCAGGGGUGUACAUAUGUUUGGCCAACAGCACCGCGGGCGCAGUGAGGCAGGAAGUCAGAGUUCGCGUCCUGCCGGAAGUCAGUGCUCACAUCGUCCCCGUGAGCUUGAGGGUGGACUCCGGAGCUCGAGCGGAAUUCUUGUGCGUCACGGCCGGCACACACAUAAUUUGGCUGAAAGAUGGACAACGUAUAAUCAGGCCAGAUGAGGGUUCCCAACAUGAUGACCGCGACACCAGCGCCGCAGGGCGGCUCACUAUCGAGUCAGUUCAGCGUGAGGACCAAGGAAUGUACCAGUGCGUGGCGUCUGGUGACGGGGACAGCGUCCAGGCCACGGCGGAACUGCGUCUCGGCGCAUCACGCCCGCAGAUGCUGUACCGUUUUAUCGAGCAAACACUUCAGCCUGGACCAGACGUUUCGCUCAAGUGCAUUGCCACGGGUCAGCCAACGCCACAGAUCUAUUGGAAACUGGACGGUUUCCCUCUGCCUCAUAAUGACAGAUUCGUCAUCGGGCAGUACGUGACUGUGGCUGGUGACGUCAUAAGUCAUGUUAACAUCAGUAAAGUGGUCGUGGAGGAUGGGGGAACGUACGAAUGCGCGGCGGAAAAUCGAGUGGGACGCACGACACAUUCUGCCCCUCUCAGAAUUUACGGGCUUCCAAUAGUACGCAAGAUGCCUCCCAUCUCAGCUGUAGCAGGAGAGCCAUUGGUAGUAACGUGUCCUGCUGGCGGGUUUCCCAUCCACGCAGUUACUUGGGAGAAAGAUGGUCGUAUGUUACCUGUGAAUCACCGACAGACAGUUCAUCCGAAUGGCACAUUAACGGUAGAAAACUUGCAGAAGAGGGCAGACCAGGGUACAUACACUUGCCAGGCGAGGAACCGUCAAGGUCUGUCUGACAAAGGAAGUGUAGAUAUCAGUGUAAUGGAGCCACCCAGCAUUUAUCCAUUUUCCAUUGAGAGCGGUGUCCGGUUGGGUGAACGCUUGGGGUUGCAGUGCCUCGUAACAAAAGGAGACAUACCGCUUUCAAUCCACUGGCUCAAGGAUGAAGAUGAAGUUCUGAGCUUGGAACUCCCUGCACUCACAGUGCGCAAUCUGGGGGAGUUCAGUAGUACUCUGCUGAUAGAACAGCUGAGCGUGGAGCAUGGCGGACGCUACACGUGCCAAGCCAGCAAUCAUGCUGCCACGACUUCCCACUCGGUCAUGUUGGCAGUUAAUGUGCCCCCCGAGAUCACACCGUUCGCUUUCCCGAAGUUGGCUGAAGGGGCGCGGGUCCAGGUGGCAUGUACGGUGCACCAGGGGGAUUUACCGCUGAAUCUGACAUGGCUGAAAAAUUGGUCACCUCUCCCAAGCCACAUGCGCAUCACACCAUUCGACACAUACUCUAGCAUUGUGUCGAUGAAUAGCGUCAGGCGUGGUGACAGCGGCAACUACACGUGCGUGGCCAGCAACUCGGCAAGAGUCACCACGCACACAGCACACCUCACCAUCAGUGUGCCCCCUGAGUGGGUGGUUGAACCUGAAGACACCAAUGUGGUUGCUGGGCAGGCAGUAGCAUUGCACUGCCAGGCUGACGGCUUUCCGCUGCCUACUGUCAUUUGGCGAAAGGGACACGGUAAACUUGCUACUCAAUUUGAUGAGCUGGAAGUCUCUCUGAAAAAUGGUACACUCCUAAUUCAGGAUGUCAAGGAAGAGGAUGAAGGUUACUACAUGUGUGAGGCAAACAAUGGCAUUGGUGCUAGUCUCAGUGCUGUGGUUUUUUUAACAGUUAAUGCUUUGCCUCGGUUUGUGUUAUCUCUAAGACGGGAAGUAGUGAGACGAGGAGAAAUGGCCGCAUUGUUGUGUGAAGCAGAAGGAGAUAUGCCAAUGCAGAUAAUUUGGCAUCACAAUGGUAUUCAAAUCUCUCAUGAAUUGAAUGAAAGGUUUUAUCUGAAGGAGAGUCAUUUGGACUCUUCAGCCAUGUCACAGAUGAUGAUCCACCAUGCAGUAACUGAAGAUUCUGGAAAAUAUGUCUGCAUCGCAUCAAAUCCAUUUGGAAAGGACGAGACGGUUGUUCAACUCUCUGUUCAAGAUGUACCUGAACCACCAAUUGAUAUUCGUGUGCUGGAGUGUGGAAGUCGCGAUGUAAAACUGGCCUGGAAUGAACCACAAAAUGGAAACAGCCCAAUCCUACAUUACGCAGUAACAUCGUCACAAAAUCCAGAAGAUUUUCCGGAAAUAAAAAACAACCCUGUACUGCUGGACUUCAAGCAGGAAACAUCUCCAUCAGCACCACAGCCAUGGGCUAGGAUCACCGAUCUGCAACCAGCAACGACGUACUACUUCCGGGUGACUGCCUUCAACCAGCUUGGAGCCAGUUCCCCCAGCCAAGCAGUGAGCAUAAUGACAGAGCCCGAAGUACCAUCUGGUCCUCCUCGGAACCUCGCCGUGAUUGCAGUGGGCCCACACGCGUUGCAUGCCACGUGGAACCCACCUGAGCCGAAUGAUCGCAAUGGGCAAAUUCUUGGUUAUUACUUGGGUUAUGUACAGCUUGGGCUUGGAGUUGAAGACCGCUACAAAUACAUAACUGUGAAAGAAGAUGAUUCAAAUAGAUGGAUUCUGGAAGGGCUGCGUAGUUUCACCAAAUAUAAAGUGACUGUUCAGGCUUUCAACAAUGUUGGAGCGGGACCGGCUAGUUCCGGAGUAAUAGCAGUCACAGGAGAAGCAGCACCGUCAUCCCCACCACAUGAUGUACACUGCAGUACUGUCACAUCUCAAAGUUUGCAUAUGGCAUGGUCUCCGCCCCCCGUUGCAUCACGAAAUGGAGUUAUAACUGGCUAUCGCAUUGCAUAUGAGAAACUUUCUGCUUCAGCUGGUUUCAAAUCCCUAGAUGAUGAUACCAUCAUUUUGGAAGUUAAUAAUAAAUUGUCUACUGUAUUAGUGGAUAUGGAUAAAUAUUGUAACUACUCUGUUCGGGUGACAGCGAUGACAUCCAUUGGUACUGGACCAUGGAGUGAAUCUGUGACUUGCAUCACAGCAGAAGAUGUCCCCGAGUCACCUGCGUCUGUCAGGGUGGCCCUCAGUUCUCCCCGUUCAGCCAUACUGGGUUGGGCCCCACCAACCAGAAAUAAUGGUGUACUUACUCACUACAAUGUAUAUGAACGGGAAGUUCGUCACGGUGUACCGAAGGACCCAGUUAUUCACACUGUACCCCCAACAGGAACUCAUUAUGAAGCUGACCAGCUACGAGAGAAAAGUAUUUAUGAGUGGUGGGUGACUGCAGUGACACAUGUUGGUGAGGGACCAAGCACCCCCGUUGUGAGUCUAGCUCCCAGCUCUAGAGUCCCUGCAGCAAUUUUGUCGUUCCCCGCAAUUGUGACUUCUCCCUGGAAGACAGAUGUCAAUUUUGAUUGUCGUAUUGUUGGUAAUCCCUAUCCAGAGAUCUUCUGGACUUUUAAUUCUAACAGAAUUGAAGCUGGACAGCGCUCUGCUAUCUUCCCUAAUGGCACACUACGCCUGCAGUCUGUGUCCCCUUCUGAUGCAGGCAACUACUCAUGCAAUGUUCAUAAUAUCCAUCAUUCAGAAUUGCUAGUCCAUGUGCUUAGAGUUCUUGUUCCCCCAGCUCCUCCGACCAUAGAUAUGAUUACCGCUGGCUGGUACAAUGUGACGCUCCAGUGGGUGAAUUCUGGAGCCUCAGAACUGUUGCAUUUGGAUGGCUACAUCUUGCACUACAGAGAGGUUGGAUCAGUUCAGAAUCGGUGGAUUGAGACGCGAUUGCCUAGGCAUUUGCUGUCUUAUUCAGUGGGUGGACUGGACUGUGGAACAUUGUAUGAGUUCUCUUUGGCAGCCUACAAUAUGGUUGGUGAGGGGGAAGCAGGGCCCAUAACAGAAGUGUGGACCUUAGGAGACAAACCAAGUGCGCCUGUCAGCGCAGAUGCUAUUUCAAGCUCCUCUCAUGCUCUUACCCUACAUUUUGAGCGCUGGAAAGAUGGGGGAUGUCCCAUUUCACAUUUUGUUUUGGAACGUCAUACUGUGGAGCAAAACUGGAGCAUAGUAAUGGAGCGUGCUCCUCCGCUAGCCAGCUAUACAAUCUCAGGUCUUAAGCCAGCAACAUUUUACAGACUUCGUGUAACUGCGCACAAUAGACAUGGAGCGACUGUCACUGUGUUCCAAGCUUCUACACUCACAGACAAAGGUGUUAGCAUUGGUUCUGAAGAUGUGAGCUUGGAGGUUGGACCAGUGGAUAAUCCAUUUUAUAUGUACCUUCGUGUAAGUCUACCAAUCUCCGUGAGUCUCCUAGCACUGGUGCUAACCCUGACCACUGUUGCCAUCUGUCUCAGGAGAAAACCAGCAAGCUGCAGUGAUGUUGCUCUGUCUCGACGGGAUGGGAAUGCCCCUGUCAAACCAGAGUCCUACAGUGUGUUACCAAAACAUGAUGGGGAACCUCAUUUGUGUGGUACUGUCAUUGAACCUGAUGAUACGCCUCAAUAUGAUGAUGACAUUUAUCCGUAUGCCACAUUUCAAGCUUGGAAACCUACCAGUCAAGUGUCAAGUCAGAGGGGCUUUCAGACCUUUGUAUAUCAGGGGUCUGAUUCACCUGAUGUCAACAGUUAUGCUCCAGGGGAGGUUGAAGGUGAUGAAUAUUCACGUGUUCAUUCAUCAGUGCAAUCUGACGCGGAAGAGUACGACUCUCCAGGUUCAGACUCCGAUGGGCGUGCGGACAACAAAUCUGUCAGAUUUCAAUCAGCAUAUCUACAGAGCAACAUACGACACAGUCGCCUUGUCAGUGUUCUUGAGUCAUCAACCUCAAAUGAGGCUUCUCCUUCUCCUGAUAGAAGACUUCAUCUAAGCAAAAACUGCAUCAAAAGUCAUUCACCAAAGAAGAAGUUUGCUGACAAAGUCUGCAGCGAAACGAAGGAAACUGCUUUCACUUUCCCAACACCAGUUCAGACGCCUACUCGGACGCCAUGCAAACAGCAGGAAGAACGGUGCGAAACAGAAUGUGCUAUUGGUUCUCCUUUCAUGGCCCCCAUACAUUACAGGGUGUAAGUCAUCUUCAGUGCUACAUUCCAAUUUUGUCUUGAACAGGAGUGAGCGCAAACUUGUGGCUUGACAAUAGUAUAUGUGUGUGCAGAUCCAUAUAUAAUUAUUUGUAAGAUAUUAUAUAUUUAUUGACAUGUAUUUAUAUAACAAAAAUAUUGCUUAUAAGUUAAACAGUCAUAGUUGAUAUUAUAAAGGAGCAGAGUAAAAUAUGCAGAUAUUUUAUAUAUUUAUAUAUGUCUGAUUUGCUGUUAGACUGAUUUUAUGAAAUUAUUUCUACAGUGUGAUUCAGAAUACAAAUGGCCAGACUUUAAGAUUCUGUUAAAUGAAUAAUUUAGAGCAGAAAAUGUAAACAUUUGGCUGAGUUAUCAUAGCAGAGAGGACAAUAGACGACAUCCACAUCAGAGAUACAAGUAAAAUGCGAGGAUCUUUGUAGGUCUUGCAUGAUUUAAAGGUUAAUUUUCAAAAAAUGUGACAGGAUAUCAUAAUUGGACAACGGUGAUGAAUAGAGCAACUAUUUAUUUACAUUUUCUGUUCCAGAUUAUCUCACUAUCAGUCUCUGUAAAUUGAACAUAUGAAUUUGAAUCACCAUGUAUAUCCUGAACAAUAUUAAACAGCCCUGAAAUUAACACAAUUAAAAGGUCAGUAACAAAUUGGCAAAUUUUCUAGAUGAGGGCAUUAGUACAAUAAGGAAAAGAAAAAUAUUAAAAUAUAUUUAUUGUAUUUUUACAAUCAUAUUGAGAGUUGGUGUGUUGCAACUUUACAAUCAUACUGGCUGUUGGUGUGCUUGAGUGGCGGUCAUUGAGAUCAUCAGAAUUAGUUUCCAGAUGAAAAUAUAUAUAUACAGCGUGAUAUUAGCCAUUCAUUCUGUGAAUUUGCUCUGAAAUCAGACUGAUGACAAUCUGUUAUGUUGUAAGUACCAACUAUCAUGCAGAGUCCUUCUUGAGACUCUGAUUGGCACUCUGCAAAUUAAGAAAUUCACCAUCAUCUAUACAAUCUGAUGGUGCAUUACAAUUCACGAAAAGAAAACUACACUAUAAUAUACUGUAAGAAGUUAUUCCCUGAAAAAGGCAAGCCAGGACAAAAUAAUGCUGAAAUGUAAUUUCCAGCCUUAAAACCAGUUAUUGACAGUAAGGGAUCAGAUAUAUGUUUUCAGUACAUGCUCCUUGAAUGUAGCUUUUUAUAGCCAAUUUAUUAUUUGUGUGGGUCAGGUGAUUCUCUGUGGCCAAACUUGUAACUUCUUAAUAGUGAGGUUAUGUGACAAAUAUUAGUUGGGUGACAGAAUGUGUGCCUUCAGGCUUCAGCACGCUCACUGUGUGGAAAAGCGUGAACUACGACAGAGUACGUUAUAUGUUGAAGUAAAAAUAUAUGAAAACAGCAAAAGUAAAAUUACACAGUGAUGUUUAGUACUUGGAGUUAUAACGGACAUUUUUUGCGUCUUUUAUCACAAACACUUAAUGCUGGGCUGUGUGGCAACAUUUUGAUCAACCAGCUACAUGUAAGAGAACGUUACAACUUUUCAGUUAUAUUUUUCAUAUCAGCAAGAUAUUUACAUUUACCUCUUCUCAUACUUGCAAAUCAUGUAAUUGGUAUUGUGUAAAACAGUUUUAAGUUACUGCUUUCCUAAUUAUACUGCAGAAAAGUAAUUGGAUGUUAUGUAAGAAAUGUAUUUAAAAACAACAUGUGCACCAUGAUUCUUUAAAAAUUUUACCUCAAAGAUUUGUAUAUUUCUGAAAUGUAUUACAAAAGCAACCAAAAUUUUAUUUUUAGAUUUCUCUCAUUUUACAGUCCAGCAUAUUAAAGCAGCCAUUUUUUGUCAGUCGCCAAUGUUGACACUAAAGUGGGAAUGGUGGUUAAUUUAAUUUUUUAUGUUUGGAUAUAUUUUUAUUUAUUUAUUUAUUAAAUUCCCACAUGGUGUGAGAAAUUCUUUAAUUAGGAGAAAAGAGAAAGGAGAAUUGUGAAGUGUGUAUCCAUACUUAACAACUCUUAUUACAGUGCCAUCUUACGUAGAAUUCGUUGUUAGUAUAAUAAUUUUUUUGGAGAAAAAUACAUACCAGGAUUUAUAUAAAAUUGUCACAUUCA